ACUGAAUCUGCUGUCAAGGCCCUUUCACCGUCCACUGUCGACACCGCCCGUAGCCGCGUCCCUCACCCCACGCCACGCCACGUGGUAAGAGAGCAAAAAAACAGCAGCGGCAGCAGCCAGGCCGGAGACGCACCGCCCGGCGCCCACGGACAUCGAGAAUAGCACCACGGUGGGCUUAUCACAGAGGAGAGGAGAGAAGAAGAGAGAUCUGAACGGCUGGGCUCGCCGGAAGAAGGAAAAAGAUGAUGUUGCCGAGCAGCGCUUCUUCUUCCUCCUCCUCCCCAGCCGGAGGAAACAGCUUUUUCACAGGAUUUACCCGGUUGUGCAAAGGCCUCGCUGUGAUACUUGUUGGGGGAUAUGUCUUACUGCAAGUCUUUCCUUCAGCUGUCACGUAUGUUGCACUUAUUCCUGCAAGGACAAUUCCAUUCGCAUGGAACCUCAUCACUGCUGGCUACGUUGAGCAAUCACUUCCAGGGGUGGUCAUCAGCACAAUUGGUCUUCUUUUAUUUGGGAAAUUGCUGGAACCUCUGUGGGGUUCUAAGGAGUUCUUGAAGUUUAUUAUUGUGGUGAAUUUUUUAACUUCAAUCUGCAUCUUUGUUACUGCCAUUAUAUUGUACUACAUAACAAGGCAGGAAAGCUACCUUUAUACACCUCUUUCUGGCUUCCAUGGAGUUCUCUCAGGAUUUCUAGUAGGCAUUAAGCAAAUUAUACCAGAUCAGGAGUUGAGUCUAUUUUUUCUGUUGAAGAUCAAAGCAAAGUGGGUGCCAACUAUUGUCGCGUUGGUCUCAGUAGCUAUAAGUUUUUUCACAACAGAAUCUGUAUCUUAUCUUCCAACUAUACUGUUUGGCAUUUAUAUGAGUUGGAUUUACCUGCGUUACUUCCAAAAGAAACCUGAAACAGGCCUUAAAGGGGAUCCAAGUGAUGAGUUUUCUUUCUCCAGUUUUUUUCCUGAAUUUUUGCGGCCAAUUUUGGACCCCUUUGCUUCAGUAUUUGAUUGGGCCCUUUGUGGAAAAUCGGAAACUUACUCAGAAAUGAGAGGUCAUACAUUGGGUGGGACCCCAUUGCCUGGUUCAGGUCCUAUUGAGGCAUCUAGGAGAAGAGAACGGGGAGCAAGGGCACUGGAAGAAAGAUUAGCAGCUGAGAAAGUAGCCGUUACAGGGAGCACAGAUGUUAUAUCGCAUGGAAAUGCUGCCGAAAAUGUUUGAGAGCUCAUAAAGGAAUCUGAUAAAUUCACUCACCACUGCUGUAUGUCUUUGCAAACAGGUUCUGUUGGAAAGUGCAUUAUUCCUUUGCUGGCGCAGUUGGCUACAGUCUUCAUGUGCAAGGACCCCCAUUAGUUUGCAAUGGGUCUUUUGUAUUGUUCUUAAAAUUUUAUGGGCAAGAUCUGAAGGACGAUCUUUAAAAACAUGAUGCAGGCGGUGGACGGAAAAGCAUUUUGAUAGCACAGGUAGCUUUUCUUAUCCCACGAAUGAUCAAACCUUUUUUGAGUGUUGAA
Messenger RNA from Phoenix dactylifera (date palm), 1495 nucleotides. Its product is annotated as rhomboid-like protein 19. NCBI's taxonomy places the organism in Eukaryota, Viridiplantae, Streptophyta, Magnoliopsida, Arecales, Arecaceae. Gene Ontology annotation, biological process: retrograde vesicle-mediated transport, Golgi to endoplasmic reticulum. Gene Ontology annotation, cellular component: Golgi apparatus; membrane. The record is from RefSeq and is a predicted model, not a curated record.